AUGGCCACCAGCCCCCUCCCGGGGCCCAAUGAGAUCCUGCUGGCCUCCCCUGCCGGGGCCUACCCGGCGGACGGCCUGGGCCAGGGGCCCCCGGGCCGCGGCGGCGCGGGCAUCCCGGCCGUCCCGGCCGUCCCGGGCGGCCUGAAGCCCAACCAGGUGGGCCAGGUGAUCCUGUACGGCGUCCCCAUCGUGUCGCUGGUGAUCGACGGGCAGGAGCGGCUGUGCCUGGCGCAGAUCUCCAACACGCUGCUGAAGAGCUUCAGCUACAACGAGAUCCACAACCGUCGGGUGGCCCUGGGCAUCACGUGCGUGCAGUGCACCCCGGUGCAGCUGGAGAUCCUGCGGCGGGCCGGGGCCAUGCCCAUCUCGUCCCGCCGCUGCGGCAUGAUCACCAAGCGGGAGGCGGAGCGGCUGUGCAAGUCCUUCCUGGGCGAGAACCGGCCGCCCAAGCUGCCGGACAACUUCGCCUUCGACGUGUCGCACGAGUGCGCCUGGGGCUGCCGCGGCAGCUUCAUCCCGGCCCGCUACAACAGCUCGCGCGCCAAGUGCAUCAAGUGCGGCUACUGCAGCAUGUACUUCUCGCCCAACAAGUUCAUCUUCCACUCGCACCGCACGCCCGACGCCAAGUACACGCAGCCGGACGCCGCCAACUUCAACUCGUGGCGCCGCCACCUCAAGCUGACGGACAAGAGCCCGCAGGACGAGCUGGUCUUCGCCUGGGAGGACGUCAAGGCCAUGUUCAACGGGGGCAGCCGCAAGCGGGCCCUGCCGCCGCCGCCUCCGCCGCCUCCUCCUCCGCCUCCUCCGUCCGCCCCGUCGGUUUGCCACCCGCUGGGCACGGUGAGGGCGGCCGUGGCGGCGGCGGCGGCGGCGGCGGCGGCCGGCGGGACCCUCCUGGGGCCGCCCCUGCUGGGCCCCCCGCCCCCACCGGGCCCGCCUCCCCUGGCGGAGCUGCCCAAGCGGCCCCGCUUCGACGGCGACCACGACGACCCGGCCGCCCUGCCGGAGGCCGUCUCGGGGGCCGGCGGCGGCGGAGGGGGAGGUGGAGGGGGCACCGACGGCCCCUCCAAACCUCCCCGCAGCUACCCCGUCAUCCCCGUGCCCAGCAAGGGCGCCUUCGGCACCGUCCUGCACAAGUUCCCCGGCUGCGGGGGGCUGUUCCCGCACUCGUACGGCUUCGCCGCCGCCGCCGCCGCCUUCGGCCUGUGCCACAAGAAGGAGGACGUCGGGGCCGCCGUCGGGGCCGCCGUCGGGGCGGGCGGCGUCGGGGCGGGGGCGGGCCCCCCCAAAGCCGCCCUGUCGGGCCUCUUCUGGCCGGCCGGCCGCAAGGACGCCUUCUACCCGCCCUUCUGCAUGUUCUGGCCGCCGCGGCCCCCCGGGGGCCUGGCGGUGCCCACCUACCUGCAGCCCCCGCCGCCCUCCUCCGCCGCGGCCGCGGCCGCCGCCGCCGCCCUCAGCUGCGCCCUGGCCGACGGGCCCGCCCUGCUCCGCCAGGCCUUCCUGGAGCCGGCCGACGGCCCCGGGGGCCCCUCGACGGGCGCCGCGCCCGCCCCGCCCGCGGGGGCCCCCGCGGGGGGACGGCCGCUUCGAGCCGCCCGACGGCAGCGCCGCGCCCAGCCCGCAGCCCGACGGGGCCGGGGGGCCGGCGCCGCACCAUCCGCACCUCCUGGAGGCCCGCAAGGCGGCGGCGGCGGCGGCGGCGGCGGCCGCGGCAACCGGAGGGACCGGGGGCUACCACCACUCCAGCGCCUUCCGGCCGGCGGGACCCCCCGCUUUCUCCCAGGCCGGGGGCUGGGGGAGAAAGGAGGAGGCCCAGACCGGGCCCUGACUGCAGUGGGCUCCUUCCCCCUCGCCCUCGGCCCGUCCAGGCCGCCGCAGCCGGACCAGGACCAUCUGGGGGAUCCCAGCGCCCCGACUCUGCACCCUCCUCCUGCCCCCCUGAAAGGAGGAGGAGGAGGAGGAGGAGGAGGAGGAGGAGGAGGAGGAAGGGUUGGCAGUAGCUCCAGCAGCAGCAGCAGCGGCCGCAGCAGCCCCGGCAGCCCCGUCCACCAUCCAUCACUGGAGGACCAGCCCUCCUACAAAGAUAAUCAGAAAACUAAGGAAGGUAAUCAAGUAAUCUUACCUACAAAAGAAGACCACAGCUUUUCAGAUAAAAACAAGGAACAUAAUUUUUUCAUCUCAGACUCAGAAUCUUCAGGCGGAGAUUUCUGGAGAGAAAGAGCAGGCGAACACACACAAGAAACCAGUUCACCUCAUUCACUCAAAAAGGAUGUAGAAAAUAUGGGAAAAGAAGAACUUCAGAAGGUUUUGUUUGAACAAAUAGAUUUACGGAGACGACUAGAACAGGAAUUCCAAGUUUUAAAAGGAAAUGCAACUUUCCCAGUAUUCAAUAAUUUUCAGGAUCAAAUGAAACGGGAACUAGCCUACCGAGAAGAAAUGGUGCAGCAAUUACAAAUUAUCCCCUAUGCAGCAAGCUUGAUCAGGAAAGAAAAGCUUGGCACACAUCUUAGCAAAAGUUAAAAGGAGCACGGGACUAUCUGCAAUUGCCCUUUUGUAAGAUAUAACCUACCACUGAGCAAUCUGACCUGUAUAAAGACUGAAAAUUGAAAGGGCUCGGGAAUAAAAUACAAAUCAGGUUCAUAUGAACCCAAGGACAAAAGUGACCUCGAAGCAUCAUGGAUAGCCAUGUAAAAUAUAAUGUAGCAGCCAUGUAUUAGUGGGGGGAAAAACAAGAUCAGUAAAUGCUUGUCACAGAUAUGUUGGUGGAACCAAAGUUUGAGUUUUUGUGGUUUUGGAAGGACUGCUGAACUUCAUAGAGUGUGGAAUAUGCUUUUAAUCAAUUGUGCGGAUAAUCCAUGGGAGUGAUCCCUGGUCCCUUGGAUGCCGUGAACACGGAGAGCACCUAUGAGAUCAUCUUUUUGCUUUUGAAUAAGUGAUUCUUGGUGGAAAGGGACACAACACUUGUCCUAGGGGUUUGUCCUAAGGGUUGAAAUCAAAUUUUGAUGGAUAGGAGGGCAUCAGCCAUGCACUUACUGCUUUAAAAAGUGAAGUGGAUAGUCUUUCAAAUGGCUCCUUCACCUCUGGUACUUUGCCUGCUGUAUGAAUUACGAUUGUAUUCCUCUGGAAAUAUUUUACAAUUUAAU
This is a messenger RNA of Tachyglossus aculeatus (Australian echidna), 3143 nucleotides long. It is a transcript of the gene SKOR2, whose product is annotated as SKI family transcriptional corepressor 2. Gene Ontology annotation, biological process: negative regulation of BMP signaling pathway; negative regulation of transcription by RNA polymerase II. Gene Ontology annotation, molecular function: RNA polymerase II cis-regulatory region sequence-specific DNA binding; DNA-binding transcription factor activity, RNA polymerase II-specific; SMAD binding. Lineage: Eukaryota; Metazoa; Chordata; Mammalia; Monotremata; Tachyglossidae. The record is from RefSeq and is a predicted model, not a curated record. Gene Ontology annotation, cellular component: transcription regulator complex; nucleus.